UAGACAGCAAACGUCAAACGCAGUUGCUCGCCGCGCGCCGCUUGACGUGUUUCGUGUUAUGAAAUUCGGAAAAUGGUUUAUUUUCCGGCGCGGAAAUGUUAUCAUGCCGCUAAACUUGGAAUAUUAUUGAUAUUAGUUGUAGCUUUAUUGUCAUUUUUCGAAAAAUGGCGAGGUGGGAAGCUGUCUACCGGUGCAACUUUCUCCGAUCCUGUCGAAGCGGAGUUCGAAAGACAAAUAUUGGAGGACGAGGCUCGUAUUAUCCCUGGACUGGGGGAAGGCGGUGUAGCAGCUCACUUGGUGGGAGAGGACAAGCGCCUCGGCGAGGAAUCGGAGAAGAAAUUGGCUAUGAACGUCUACUUAAGUGAUAGAAUAUCGUAUAACAGAACUUUGAAAGACUACCGCAACCAGGCGUGCACCCGCGUGGUGUACGACGCGGAGCUGCCAUCAGCCUCGGUGAUCCUGAUCUUCCACAACGAGCCGUACUCGGUGGUGGUGCGGACAGUGUGGAGCGUGGUGAACAGCGCCAGGCGGAACAACCCUUGGUUUGCCAAAGCCAACUAUGUGGAGAGGGAUACUGGGAAGACCAUGACGCUUGGCUAUCCCGGCCAAGAUCCAACGUCUCCUUUCGUGUACCUGAAGGAGAUCAUCCUGGUGGACGACAACUCCACGCUGCCCGAGCUGAAGGGCAAGCUGAGCCACUACGUGCGUACUAGGCUUCCGCCAGACCUCAUCAGGAUACUGCGGCUGCCGGAUCGCGUGGGGCUGACGCGCGCGCGGUUGGCGGGCGCUCGGUACGCGACGGGCGACGCGCUGGUCUUCCUAGACGCGCACUGCGAGGUGCAGCCCGACUGGCUGCGGCCGCUCCUGCACGAGCUCAAACUCCGGCCCCACUCCGCGCUGGUGCCCAUCAUCGACGUCAUUGACUCCUCCAACUUCUACUAUAGCGUCCAGGACUCAGUCUCAUUCCAGGUGGGCGGGUUUACGUUCACCGGCCACUUCACUUGGAUCGACGUGCCCGAGCGAGAGAAGAAGCGCAGAGGCUCCGAUAUAGGACCAACUUGGUCCCCGACGAUGGCUGGCGGUCUGUUUGCGAUCAACCGCGCGUACUACUGGGAGAUGGGCGCGUACGACGAGCAGAUGGCGGGCUGGGGCGGCGAGAACCUCGAGAUGUCCUUCCGGAUAUGGCAGUGUGGCGGCACGCUGGAGACGAUCCCGUGCUCGCGCGUGGGGCACGUGUUCCGCAGCUUCCACCCGUACGGCCUGCCCGCCAACAGCGACACCCACGGUAUAAACACAGCGCGCAUGGCCGAGGUGUGGAUGGACGAGUAUGCGGAACUGUUCUACCUUCACCGACCUGAUCUGAGGAACAAUCCGAAGAUUGGCGACGUGACGCACCGCAAGAUCCUGCGGGAGAAGCUGCAGUGCAAGAGCUUCCAGUGGUACCUCGACAACAUCUACAAAGAGAAGUUCGUGCCGGUGCGAGACGUCUACGGAUAUGGCAGGUUCAUGAACCCGUCGAGCGGGUUCUGCCUGGACACGAUGCAGCGCGAGGGCGAGGCGGUGCCGCUGGGCGUGUACCCGUGCCACGCGCAGCUGCAGGCCACGCAGUACCUGUCGCUCAGCCUCGCCGGCGAGCUGCGCGACGAGGAGAAGUGCGCCCAGCUGCAGUACACCAGGCGCGAGAACGAAGUCGACGAAGACAUCAGUCGGAAAGUGCUGAUGGCGACCUGCCACGGGAAGCAACGGGGGCAGAAAUGGAAGUACGAGGCGAGCUCGGGCACGCUGAAGCACGCGGACUCGGGGCUGUGUCUCUCGGCGGGGCGCGACUCCAGCGCCGACGUGUUGGCGCGCACCUGCCGCGGGCAGCUCCGACAGCGCUGGCGCAUCGACUACGCCGAGUACAACCACUUCACCAGGGACGACGUGGAGCCUAGCGACAGGGAUGAGAAAUUAAAAAAGCUUCGUGGACAAAGACGGAUAUCCCGGUCGCUGCUGUCGUACUCUAGCGGGGAGUCGAACGCGCUGCCCUCCUCGGAGUCGCCGCGCCGCAAGUCUCACCGCGGGAAACACAAGCGCAAGCGCACGCGCACCAAGAACAAGUUCAUCGUGAAGUUGUUGCGGACCCUGGCCAACGGCACGGAGGACCACCUGGAGGUGGACAUCCACUGCAAGCACCGGCAGCUGUACCCGAACAACAGCUUCGUGAGGGACCUGGUUACUAUCCUCAACGAUCGAAACAUUAAGGUGAUCAACAACGGCCGAGUGUUCGAGAAAAACAAGGUGACGGAGCUAGUGCGCAGCACCAAGCAAGAGAAGAAGGUCCUCAACAAGCUGGACAUACAGGACAAACAGGACUUGCAGAUGCCGAAAAAACACCAUAGCAAGAAGCACAAACACGCGUCGAGUGUCCACGCCGUGAACAUCGCGACGCAGGCGCCGGCGGGGCUCGCGGAGGGAGAGGGGCAGGGGGAGGGGGCGGCACUCGACAAGAGGAUCAUCAUCGAGGACUUUGUGGCUGUACAGUCCACCACUAGCACCAAGCGCCCGCGGAAGCAUAAAAAGGUGCGCGCGCGCACGUCUCCCGCGCCGCUCCCUCCCCCGCCCUCGUCGCCCCUCCCGCCGUCCUCCGCGGAGGGCGACACGCCGCUCACUAUGUUCACCAAGCAGAGGGCGCCGAAGGUCAACGAGCUGAUCAAGUCCUCUCUCCAAUCUGACGAGAUGAAGCAUGACUCCAUCGAGGACACGCCGAUGUUGGGCAGCGAGAGUGAGCGAGACGAGGAUAUGCGCCACGCCAGGAGUGAUCGGGACGGUGAGAGGGACGCGGGGGACGAGGACUGGCCCGUCGGCGUGUCGCGGUUCCGCAGCCAGGACGUGCCCCCCGCCGCGGCCGAGUCCCCCCCGCCGGCGCCCGCGAGCCCCUCCCCCGCGCCCGCGCCGCACGUGCGGCAUCAGCGCACGCACGCGCACCAUCCUGGGUGCGAGCACGAUCAACAAGAGGUGUUGAUAUCGCCGAGCUCGGCGGCGGUGGAGGCGGUGGGUGUGGCGGGUGUGGGCGGGGCGCGGCGCGGCGUGGGCGGGGCGGGCGACAAGCCCGUGCGGCUGGUGAUGCGCACCAACCUCACCUUCAACCUCGGACACGACUUCUUCCAGCGCGCGCACCGACUCGCGCAGCACAAUGAGCUGACAGAAGAGUUGCCGGUGUCCUCCCGUCCCGCGCCCCCCUCCGAGCGUCUGGUGUUCCCUCGCUCGCCCGAGGCCCGGCCGGACGACAGCGACACCACGCAUCAGUCCUCCAGCUCCUCCGAGAGUAGCGAGGGCACUUGACGGAGCACGCGUUAUGGACGGUGAUGUAGCGUAAAUGUGGUGUCAAACAAUGUUUAGAUUAGCACGAAAAUUUGCAAAAGUUAACUUCCGCAAGUAAUUUUCGCCGAAAAAACAAUCAUGGCUAACUGCUGCAAAUUUUACAGCUUGCAGAAUUUAUGCGCGUUACGACUAGCUGACUGCUGCAAAUUGUGUAGUUUGCAGAACUUGUGCGAGUCGCAUGGCUAUAAGAUUAUUGAAAUAUUGCCACUAAUAUAAACAUAUCAGGAAGCUCUUAUGCAAUAUUUCUUGCUAGUUUAAACUUAAUAAAGACAGAAAUGGGUCUCUCUAAAUGCUUAGAAAAGUUUAAUGUAUGUUUAUUUAAUAUUAAAUCAUAGUGCCACUUAGACCAUCUAGAAAGGACACGCCAUAAGCCUAUUGAUGCAAACAAAAAUUCUGUUUCUCAUUGUCACUACUACAUUGAAACAACAACACGUACAGUCAAACCGUAUUGUGUCGAUAUGCACACACAUAUAAAUAUUUAACGCUACACACACUAAUAUAAUUCUGUAGAAGUGUGCAUACUCGUUUGAUCUUAUCCUUUGAUAGCAGGAAGAAUUAUACAAUCCGCGUUUUUUUGUAUUGUCUAAGUAACGGCAUUUUUAAUUUGUUUAAAUACAUUAAUAACAGCGUCUCGGAAAAAAAAAAUAAUUCGGUAAAUUAGUUCAUCGAUUAGAAGGAAAGGUAUAUUAAUACACAAUUUUUAAUCGUAUAAACUAUGCAUUAGAGACCAUUUUUGAGUCCAUAGAUUAGUUUGGUUAGGCUACACAGUUAUUUAGGGGUUUGCAAUAUAUAGCAUGUAGGUUCUUUAAUAUUACAAAUGGAAGAAAUGUCCGUUCUAACGGACACUGCCUCUUAUAAGGAGGAAUAAUUUGACAUUUCGAUUGUUAAACCAACAACAAAUUUGCUGUCAAGAAUUAGACGUACACGAUAAAAAAAAAUACAAUUGAAACCGGUUCGUUCGCUUGAGUGCUAUAAAGGCGCAGUUUUUAACAAGCUUAUUGGUAAACUAUAAAGAUUACAAAUGAAUAAAAUAAUAUCUUUACUUUGUUGACCGCAACGCACUCGCCCGUUCUGUCAGCGAACGCGUGCGUACGUGAUGUCACGCGCGCGUACAAUACGGACAACGCGCUCUUUGUGUAGCGAGCACGAACCGCAAUGGUAGGUAAAUAUCCUAUACUUUAGCGUCACAAAAUAAAAAAAUUACAGCAAAGACAUAUCAAUAUAUGUAAGUGCUCUACUGUGCUAUUUUUGUAAAUUAGUUGUACUUAGUAAACUAUGCCGUCCGCGUCAAGACUGCACUUAUAAAUUAAUUGUAAAUAUUAUUACUUUAUGAUCGGUCGAUUUCAAUAAACGACCUCAAUAACUUCGGAUCAGUAAAAAUUAACUAUUUUUUUUAAAUUGAUAUUCAAAAACUACAGAUACGCCAUUCCCUUAUCAAACAAUAGAAAUUAUCCGUACGCAAUUAUACAUAUUAUAUUUCACAUUCAUGUCGUAUAAAAUAUAAUAUGACGUAUUAAACCAGUACGAACAAAAAAGACAGGUAAUAUGCUAUUGAUUGAUUUAAUUUCGUGUCUCAGAUUGUGCGUGCUAAUGGCAUAUUUAUAGUUUAGAAUAUUAUUAUAAGUAUGUAGAUCUUCUUUUUGAUUGGUCCAUUUUGAUCUGAAGAUAGCAGUUAGAUACUUAUUGUAAUCUGCCGUAAAUUGUAUAGGGUUAGUAUGGCUGCAUUUUAUUACAAUAUAAACGGCACAUAUCUUGAUUACUGGCGGAGUGAUAUACGCGCAAUGUACGUCAUUUGCCUGUGGCUGUUUCAUCAAUAUAAUAAAAGAGUAGAAAUCAUUAUAUCAUAGAAAUAGACGUUAUUUUAUAAAAUACUGAACUAUGUGUUUUAAUAAGUCCUCUACCAUAUCAUGGACUACAAUACUUUGUAAUAAUAUGUUCCUAUUGAAUUUUUAGUAAAAUAUGUAUAUGCUGUCCUUUUUUAUCAUUACAUAUUUUAAUGUCUAAAAAAUUUCGUAUUGUAUUAUAUUAUUGAGUAACUUUAGUUCGUAUAUGGUAACAUUAAAUAUUAAUUUAUUAAUAUUAAAACCAAACUAUUACAUCAUAAUAUGAACAUCACUUCAUUUCUUAUCGAAACAAAUGCACGCUCCAUUCAGACGCGUCCGUAACGGGAUGAUCUAGUUUUUGAACGUAUCAGAAAAUUAUUAUAAAUACGCUUAGCGUUUGCAUUUUUUAAACUAUCAUUUUUUCAUUCAUUAGCAAAA
This is a messenger RNA of Manduca sexta (tobacco hornworm), 5624 nucleotides long. RefSeq lists its product as uncharacterized. Gene Ontology annotation, cellular component: Golgi apparatus. NCBI's taxonomy places the organism in Eukaryota, Metazoa, Arthropoda, Insecta, Lepidoptera, Sphingidae. The record is from RefSeq and is a predicted model, not a curated record.